AUGUUAAUUACUGGAGACAAUUUGGAUGAAAUAGUGAAAACCAAGGCUGAGUUACCAAAAGCUUUCAAGAUGAAGGAUUUAGGUGAGUUAAAAUAUUUUCUUGGCAUUAAAUUUGCAAGAUCGGAAAAAAGGAUUCUAAUGCAUCAAAGAAAGUAUGCAUUAGAAUUAAUAUCAGAGUCUAGAUUAGGUGUUGCUAAACCAUUUCACACACCUAUAGACACUAGUGUCAAGCUGACAACCAGAGAAUAUGAUCAACAUCUAAAGGAAAUUAUUGCUCAACAAGACAAACAAACUGGCAAGAAGAUAGCAUGUGUAGAAGAUGAAGUAUUACAAGAUUCUCUAGUGUCAUGGAAAUCUAAAAAGCAGUCAACAAUAACUAGGAGUUCAGCAGAGGAAAAGUAUAGGAGUUUAACAAAUACUGUAUUUGAAUUGACUUGGUUAACUGACUUGAUUAGAGAUAUGGGAGUGCAAUUGAAACUGCAUGAACAGGGGGCCGCCAUAGCCGAACAGGGGAUUGCAAUAGCUCAGUUGCAGAGCAAAAACGAUAAGGCAACUCCGGAAAGGCCAAAAGGGAUCACCGAACCAAGGAGGGAUGAAACACGGAUAGUCAAGAGUAAUGGAUCCGUAACUGGAUCAUCCACCGAAGUUCUGAAGAUGCUCGAGACCUUGGCAAAGCGGGUAGAUUCAAUGGAGAAGAGGGUGGAAACGUAUAACUCUCGGGUGGAUCAGAUCCCGGGAGCUUCGUCGAUUCUGAGAGGGCUGGAUUCAAAGGCCUUUCCCUCCUAG
Messenger RNA from Lycium ferocissimum, 786 nucleotides. RefSeq lists its product as uncharacterized. The transcript is spliced from 3 exons. The coding region runs from base 1 to 786 and encodes 261 amino acids. The record is from RefSeq and is a predicted model, not a curated record. Lineage: Eukaryota; Viridiplantae; Streptophyta; Magnoliopsida; Solanales; Solanaceae.